AUGGACAAACCAAGUUUACCUUCUAUCCAAUUUUUAUUGAAUGAAGUACCUCCUCCGCCAUCUAAUAAUAAUAAUAAUAAUAAUAGUACUCUUACUGCAGAGAGUAAACAGGAUGCGAGAAUACAUAAACACAAGAGAGCAAGUUCGACAAGUAUACUAGAUACAAUGAUACCUUUGAUAGAUCGAAUUGAACCAUCUACGACAAUUACAAUUAAUCAAGGAAGAUAUAUUUGCCACUACUGUCACAAGAAAUUUACAAGACCAUCAUCACUACAGGUUCACAUCUACUCUCACACAGGUGAAAAACCAUUUGUAUGUACAGAAUGUGGAAAACAAUUUAGUGUACAAAGUAACAUGCGAAGACAUUUUAAAACUCAUAAAACUGCUUCAUCAUCGUCUCCAACGACAACUCAAUAA
Rhizopus microsporus ATCC 52813 is the source of this 417-nucleotide messenger RNA. RefSeq lists its product as uncharacterized. Gene Ontology annotation, molecular function: RNA polymerase II cis-regulatory region sequence-specific DNA binding; DNA-binding transcription factor activity, RNA polymerase II-specific. Gene Ontology annotation, biological process: regulation of transcription by RNA polymerase II. The record is from RefSeq and is a predicted model, not a curated record. Gene Ontology annotation, cellular component: PcG protein complex; transcription regulator complex. NCBI's taxonomy places the organism in Eukaryota, Fungi, Mucoromycota, Mucoromycetes, Mucorales, Rhizopodaceae. The coding region runs from base 1 to 417 and encodes 138 amino acids. The transcript is spliced from 2 exons.